AUGAAAGUAGCUGCAUUAUUGAGUGGUGGGAAAGACUCGUGCUACAACAUGAUCGAGUGUGUGAGGCACGGACAUCAAAUCGUUUGUCUGGUGAAUUUGUGUCCAGAAAAUCGAAAGGUGAAUGAGUUGGACUCGUAUAUGUAUCAAACGAUUGGUCAUAACGCAGUUCAAGCUAUUGCAGACGCAAUGUGUCUUCCGUUAGAGCAAUUUACGAUUUCUGGCAAGUGUCUCGAAAUGGACUUGACGUAUCAACCCAAAAGUGGUGAUGAAGUGGAGGAUUUGUACUCAGCUCUUCUGUGUGUGAAGAAGAAGUAUCCGGAAAUCGAAGCUGUGUCUUCGGGAGCCAUUCUGUCCAAUUACCAGCGAGAACGCGUCGAAAACGUCUGUAAUCGACUCAACCUAGUUUCUCUGGCGUAUCUUUGGGAACGAGAGCAAAAAGAACUUCUUAACGAUAUGAUUCAGAGUGGACUCGUAGCUCGAGUCAUCAAAACAGCCACCAUGGGUUUGGAUCGGCGCCAUAUUGGGAAAACGUUAAACGAACUGCAGCCUUAUCUCCUCAAAAUCGCAACUUUGUAUGGUUGCAAUCCCUGUGGAGAAGGAGGCGAGUAUGAAACCUUUACGGUGGAUUGUCCUCUUUUCCAGUACCGCAUCGAAUUGUUGGAAUUUGUGGAAUUGAUGAGUUGUAGUGAUGAUGUGGAGAUUGUCACCCAUUCCGAGUCGAUGGAUGCUCCGGUUUUGUUACUAGUUCCCAAAGCUUGGCAUUUAGAGAAAAAAGAAAAAGAAAAAGAAAAUGAGAAUGAAGGGGAAACUUGUUUGGAGGGAAUUGAUGAUACGGAUAUUUUGAAAUCUAUUGAACUGCCACGAAGUAUCAACCCUCCAUUUGAUGAAAUUCAUAACAAUAAUAAUGAUAAUUGGCUGAAUUUAGAAUCAGAUGAGAAAGAUACAGAUAACGUAGUUGUAAUUUGUCCUUCGCAGGAAAAAGCAAACGAACUAUUGGAAUUAUGGAAAAUGAAACAGUCAAAUCCUUUAUUGUAA
Molecule: messenger RNA, 1035 nt
Organism: Blastocystis hominis
Lineage: Eukaryota; Bigyra; Opalinata; Blastocystidae
Exons: 5
Coding region: 1-1035 (344 amino acids)
Biological process (GO): protein histidyl modification to diphthamide
Molecular function (GO): diphthine-ammonia ligase activity
Source: RefSeq, a predicted model, not a curated record